AUGGUGGCCGAAGCAUCCGACCCCCGUCAGCUAUUGACAUGUCAAUCCAUCGUUAACGACGGCAAGGGGCCACCACGGAUUUGCGGCAAUGCCUCGCCACUUAUUAGGUGCCGUGAUUGCAUUGAUUGCAGCACUGUCGAGUGCAACGAAUGCUGCUUGCAACGCCACAAGCGUCUCCCCUUUCACCGAAUCGAGCGAUGGAAUGGGCGAUAUUUUGAAGACUACAGCCUCAACAGUUUGGGCUAUGCGCUUCAUCUAUGCCGCUUUGGCGAUGUGUGUGUCAACCCGAAGCCUGCUCACCCCGACUUCGUUGCAUUCCAUACCAACGGCUACCAUCGCUUGCACGUCAACUUCUGCGGCUGCGGCACGGUUUUGAAGUAUGAACAACUGCUCUCGGUUCGCUUAUUCCCGGCCACGACAACGGAACCGCGAACCGCAUUCACUUUUGACUUCCUGAAUACAUUCCAUCUGCUCACUCUACAAGGCAAGCUUACCCUCCACGAUUAUUAUCAGGCCAUCAUCCGAUGCACCGAUAACAUGAACGAUGGACCCGGCGUAUGGAGGUACCAUGACGCUAUUCUUGCGACGCGUCAGUGGCGGCAUCUCAAGAUGCUCAAGAGAGCAGGAAGGGGGAACGAUCCGACCGGGGUGCACGGUACUCCUGACGGCGGGCUUGUUGUUGAAUGCCCCGCGUGUCCGCAUCCCGAACGUAAUCUCCCUGACGACUGGCGAACAGACCCUCGGCAGUGGCUGUAUACUCAGUUCAUCGGGCUCGAUGCCUGCUUCAAGCUCAAACUCAAGGAUCGUGGCCUCAGCGCUCUGCCUCUAGGCGACGGUCUUGCUUACUAUGUCAAGGAGUCGGAGUACCAGCAGCAUCUAAGUACAUGCUCUGACGAAGUACAAGAGGUACGCCUGCUUGGUAUUCCCUUGUCGCCGCCGUGGCCGACACCUUUUUAUAGGCUGAUAUCGAGCCGUGUGACUCACAUCACCAUGCAGUGA
Molecule: messenger RNA, 999 nt
Organism: Punctularia strigosozonata HHB-11173 SS5
Lineage: Eukaryota; Fungi; Basidiomycota; Agaricomycetes; Corticiales; Punctulariaceae
Exons: 4
Coding region: 1-999 (332 amino acids)
Source: RefSeq, a predicted model, not a curated record